CGCCCAUGUGCGGUCCCCAGUCGCUUCUGUCCCUCGCCCCGCGACGACGACGGUGAUUUGAGUAGAGGUUGGAGUCUCUGAUCUUGCUCCCUCCCUCCGGCCACGAUACACCUACGGUCGACGAUAAUUACCUACUUUUCCUCAAGAGGUCCCGGGCUUCCUUCAGCUCCGAUACAUCACACGCGACCCCGCGCCUCCGCUCCCGGUCAUUGGGAGGACCCCGAGGCCGCCGACCAAGAGUCAACCCCCGGGCGCAAAUCCCCGGUUCCUCCGAACCAUGAGCAGCCUCGACUCGGUCGGCUCACUGCUUGCGGCCAUUGCGAAGCUAGUCGCCGAGGGACUGCGCAUACUCAGCCUGGCCGACAAGACCCUCUGGGGCCCCGACGAGCACGAGCAGGUCCGCGCCCUGGCCAAGGUGCUCGACGAGGCCAAGAAGGACUUUCAAGAUCUGUCGCCUCUGGUCAACGGCCAGAUUUACUACGAGAGCGACCGCAAAUAUGAAUCCAUCCAGGAAUUGAGAAGUCUACAGACUCGAUUCAACUCGCAUAUAGAAAACCUAAGAUACUGGAGUCGCUCCGGCGGCAAGAUCGAGUCAAUAUGGGUACGCGAGACACACGACCUCCAGCGAAGACUACACAGAGCGCAAUGCCGAGCGGCGCAAAGAAUAUUCAACUCGGAGAAGGAAGGCUCUUCACGGUGUCUGGGCGCAUUCCUCGUCCAUAGGAAGCAGCGCGAAUGGAGAGACAACCGGACAGUCCCGGAUGAAGCAGAGUAUGUGCGGAGGUACCAGGAAGAGCUGCGGCUGUGCAACACUGUCGGGUCGUUCAAGCGAUUCGGCGAUCGAGACAUUGCGUUUGUGUGCGACUACUGCGACGGCCACAUUAUAUGGGAAGACCUUGAGAAUAUGCCCUCGAUCCGGUCGUUUCAGGAGGCCGCCGCUUCUCCCAUCCUGACCUUGUCGCCAACGACAAACAACCCCCACUGGCAGGCGACAGGUUUCAGCUUAUCGGGUCAUCAGGAGAAGCAGGUUGUGUUUGCGCCAGUUGCCAUCGCCAACCACGUAGCGCCGCAACCCCGAGACUGGCUGGCCGGCCUACUGUGCCCCUACUGCGAGGAAGACUCGACAGAACCCCAGGAGCAGUAUGAUGAGGAGGACGCCUACAGGCCGGAUCUCGGGUACGAAGACAUGGUGGCAUAUCAGGAGCACCUCGAGUGGCAGCACACAGUCACCGCACCGACGUCACAACAACCGUCGACUUCGAAUAACUGCCAGGUUAUGUAGAUCAGCAGCAAGCGUGUGCUUUUUCUGUCACAGGUAAUGGUUACCAUCUCCAUCCUUGUGAACGGUUUGGGUAAAAACAGUCGGGUAUGGAGUUUGGAGUCAAAUAGGCAUGUCGAGGAACGAGUCCACAUGAGUUAGGAACGAGCCCCUGGACGUUCAUGUUUUGCUAGAGCCUGCUAGAGUAGGUAGGCGAAAUGAAUUUAAGUAAAUAGUCAUCCAUCAAGUCUUUAACGGCG
Fusarium vanettenii 77-13-4 is the source of this 1518-nucleotide messenger RNA. RefSeq lists its product as uncharacterized. The record is from RefSeq and is a predicted model, not a curated record. NCBI's taxonomy places the organism in Eukaryota, Fungi, Ascomycota, Sordariomycetes, Hypocreales, Nectriaceae. The coding region runs from base 278 to 1282 and encodes 334 amino acids. The transcript is spliced from 2 exons.